CUUGCUCUCAUCCAAUUACAAAGUAAGCCAUCCUCUCCGCCUGUUUCCGUUUUUAUUCUUUGCCGGCACAAGCUUCUCUGCCAAUCCCGCAAAUACGUACACUCCUCCAAACAAAACAGUAAUUACUGAAAAUGUCGACAGUGGCGGCAUCCGCAAGGGCAGAAACAGGAAGUCACGAUUCUCAUAGUGAUACCACCACCGCAACCAGCAUCGGCGUCAACAACCAAACCCACUACGACAUAUUCGUUUCCCUCCUCCCCGCCGGCGGCCCUCCGACACCACUCCCAAACGACUCCACCUCUUCCCAACUACUCUUCGUCACCCAGGUCGAUCGCAUCUACCAGCCCCGCGGCACCACAACACCGCCGUCAGCGAAAUCAUCAUCAACAUUGCCCAGGCAGAUCUUGGUGGAAUCACAUCGCUCCAGAUUCACAAUCCCCACCGACGACGACUCCUUCGGCAUCGAGUCCGUCUCCAAGAAGGUGAUGUGUUCGAGUUUGAACAUCCCCUUCCCGUUGGAGAACAACAUCCACUGGAGAUCGCUACCGUCUUCGCCGUCGUGGACCAGAGUAAAUACCAGAGCAGAGUUGGCCUCCCGCAUCGUUAAAACCGCGCACGGAGUCAUGGCAGGAACCAAACGCCGUUACGGUGACAUCGACGAAGCGAACAAAGUGGAGGUGAAGAUGGUGAUGAACAUUGCGAAGAAGAUCAGAGUUGGAGAGGCAGAGUAUAAGCAGAUAUGCAGGGCGCAGCAAGAGGGACAGGCAAUGGAGGACCUGGAGAAGUUUCUGAUCCGCUGCCAAGAUCAUCACGCUGCUUCUUCACGAGGAAAAUCGGGAUUCGAGAGGAUGUCGGUGGACGAACUGAAGCGUGUGGCCGAGGAGCACGUGAUUAGGGUUAGCAAUGGCGUGGUGAUGAGUAUGUCGGAUCGAGGCUCGAUGAUCGAUUCGGUGGCUUGGAGAGCUUGGAAUGAGUGGGGACGAUUGCUGGUUUCCAGACUCGGGAAUGCUCUGGUGGAAGUGGAGGCGACUUCGAGUAGUGGUGGUGGGGAGUGCAGCAUCUGCUUGGCUCCGAAAGUGAAUUCAGUGGUGCGAUUGCCUGAUUGCGUGCACAGUUUUCACAGGGACUGCGUUCUUCGGUGGCUUGUUCACCACACGCCCAACUGUCCUCUGUGCCGCUCCUCUGCUUUACCAUCUUUGUACCGCCGUUAGAUGUUGCUUAUGUUUAUGUUUAUGAUUCUGAUUGAAAUGUAAUAUGUAAGGAAUGCUACUGAGUUUUGAAAAAUGGUCAAUAUUGGAUUACGUUGUUCAAAGGGUCAAUGUUGUUCAUAGUGUCAUGACUGUUCAUGUGGUGGUCUUCAAUUAACACUUACAAUAGUAGGGAUUUCUGAGUAGCAUCGCUUAUAUGGGUACAUAGUUACAAAACUUGUAAAAUCCCCUCUUGCACAUAACAUUAAUCUCAAAUGGAAAUAAACUCAGAUAUCAUAU
Molecule: messenger RNA, 1487 nt
Organism: Linum trigynum
Lineage: Eukaryota; Viridiplantae; Streptophyta; Magnoliopsida; Malpighiales; Linaceae
Source: the annotation of a GenBank genome assembly